AUGUCUAAGCGAGCCGCUAUUAUCGACGACAGCCACAUAUUUUCCGCUAAUCUCGCAUUAGCGAUGAAACGAGCUAAGCAGCUCGAACGAGUUCCGAAUCCACCAAAGUGUUAUUCCUGUUAUGGCCCACAUUACAUUGGAGACUGCGACCAACUUAGCCUUGCUGAUAAAAAGCAUUUUGUAUCCACCCACGCAGUUUGUGUGGUAUGUCAGCGCUUUCAAAAAGGUAAAUUUUCUUUUAUUUUUACUAAGUCAAUAAUUAUUUUAUUAAUUUCUUUCAACUAUUUCUAUCUUUCAGGACCACAUACCUAUGUAACUUGUCGUUCACGCGAAAAGGUUCCUCUCUGCCAAAACACCAUUUGUGUUACUUUGGGAGCUACUCAUUCUCCGAGUUUAUGUUUUCUUCCUCUUGUUCUACCUUCUCUUCAAAAUUCUAUCUCCUCUUUAACUCUUCACGAUCAGGAUCAAGCCACAACUUCACCGGCUACUAACUAA
Molecule: messenger RNA, 495 nt
Organism: Caenorhabditis angaria
Lineage: Eukaryota; Metazoa; Nematoda; Chromadorea; Rhabditida; Rhabditidae
Source: the annotation of a GenBank genome assembly